Messenger RNA from Glycine soja, 800 nucleotides. RefSeq lists its product as uncharacterized. The record is from RefSeq and is a predicted model, not a curated record. Gene Ontology annotation, biological process: endoplasmic reticulum to Golgi vesicle-mediated transport; intracellular protein transport. The transcript has 2 exons. NCBI's taxonomy places the organism in Eukaryota, Viridiplantae, Streptophyta, Magnoliopsida, Fabales, Fabaceae. Bases 90 to 554 code for a protein of 154 amino acids. Gene Ontology annotation, cellular component: endoplasmic reticulum; endoplasmic reticulum membrane.
AAAGUCAAAAUAAAGAGUUUGUUUUUUUUUUAUGCAGGCUCUCAUCUUACCUCCACCCCUGAAAUCAACAUUCAAGAAGUUAUACAAAGAUGAUACAACUUUUAUUCAUACUUUUGAUGAUCCAAAUAGCAUUCAUCUUAAUAUUAUCUUUUGCAAAUCCAAUACGAAAAUUGGUGGUGAUAGGGCUCGACCUUUUGAAGCAGGGGAGGGGCCCCUUAGUCACAAAAACUGUGGCAGCAACUAUGUGUGUGGUCUUGAGCUCCACCGUGUAUACUAUAACCAAAAUCCAAAAACGUUCAAAGGAUGCUAGCAUAGUUAAUCCAACUGAUGAGGUGUUGAUGGCACAUCGUCUCUUGGAAGCAGCUUUCUUGGGAUUCUCUCUGUUCCUUGGAUUGGUUAUCGACAGACAACAUUAUUAUAUUAGAGAGAUUAAUUUACUAAGGAAGAACCUGGAAACAUGGAAAAAACGAAAUCACAAUCAUGACUCCUUAAAGAGAAGAGUGGAAACUGAGAAGCCAAAUCCCAAAGGUCGAGCUCAAGUAAGCGGAAAGUGAGACAGAGUUUGCAAAUAACCAAUGUCCUGAAAAGGGAAAAAAUCUGAAGGAGGCCAUGAACUGUCUUGAAGCAUGAAAAUGUUGCAUGUACUUGUAUGAAUGUGCAAUGCUCAGAAUUGAAUUGAACUGAAUAUACAUACAUAAAAAUUGUUCUAAUUGUGUCUGUAAAUGAUUUAUUUUAUUUUUUAUGUAACAACUACAGAAAACAAAUAAGUUCAAAUUUGAAGAUGUGUGAGCAUUCAUAUA